AUGUCCCAGUUGAAUCCCUUCCAAAAGUACUUGACUCCUAUAGCGCUCGAGGAAGAGGGGGCGCUGCGACAUAUCGUCAUGUCCGUCGCUGCGAACCACUUGACCAUGGCCGAUCCGUCGCCAAAGAUGGCUCUCGCAGCCCAGAGCCAUCGAGUAUCAGCCAUUGCCUGCCUCAGGGAAGCGUUGAACAACGCCGCUCUGCGAUCCUCCGACUCUGCGCUCGCCACUGUGUUGGUCCUGGAGAUCAGCAAGCAAUUCGAUAACGCUCCCCGUCAUGACAUCAACCACCUCGUCGGUGCUAGGGAGCUUAUUCUGGAGCGAGGUGGUCCGGAAUCCCUGACAUCCCCCUGUUCGCGUUUCCUCUUGACCCAGCUCCUCUACCGUGACUUCCUCUCUGCCGUAUCCCGGGGCGACCGACCUCUCACCGAUCACCAGUGGCUCAUCAAACAGGGCGAUCUCCUGGAUCCAUGUCUCGGCUACGACGCCACCAUCCUACGGGCGAUGGCACGGAUCAGCGAGUUGAAGGCGUGGAAGGAAAAGCGACCGUCGGCGAACAACGACCUCGGUCUGGACCUGACGGUUGCGGAAAUGGAGAUUGAAGGGGAGUUAAUGUCGUUGAGUGUGUCUGCCUCUGAUCAAGACCAGGCGCAUACAGCAGAGGCACAUCGUUCUGCAGCUUUGAUCUAUCUCUAUCGUGUUGUGUAUAAUAUCGGCGCUCCACAUCCGCUUACUCUAUUUCAUGUUCGACGCUGUUUAGAUGCUAUCGCUUCUGUUGAUUCCUCGUCCCCCCUCGUCUCUGCUCAUGUCUGGCCGCUGUUUACGGCGGGAUGUGAAGCGACGGAGCGACGGGACAGGGACUUCGUCCGACAACGGCUGACGGACAUGUAUCAUCAGCGGAAGAUACGAUCUCUCAAGAAGGUCGGGGAGCUGAUGGAAGAGGUCUGGAUUAAUAAGGACGUAAUGGCCGUCGAGGGAGCAGAACAGAUGUGUCGCGUAGGCUGUAUCGAGGUGAUUACUGGUCUCGGUGAGGAGUUCCAGUUGGUAUAG
Monascus purpureus is the source of this 1047-nucleotide messenger RNA. Lineage: Eukaryota; Fungi; Ascomycota; Eurotiomycetes; Eurotiales; Aspergillaceae. The record is from the annotation of a GenBank genome assembly.